CGUUUUGACGGGCGGCGCGUCCCCGCCAAUGGGCGGCGGUGACGCCGGGAGGCUGCAGCCAAUCGGCGGCGCUCGCGGGGGAGCGGGCGGGGCGCGGCGCGGCGCGGCGGAGGAGGAGCGUGACGUGCCGUGACGUGCCGUGCGGCGGGCGGCGGGCAGCGCCAGGCGACGCCAUCGCGGCCCCGGCGGGCGCGGAAGACGCAGCGGUGGUGGCGGCGGCGCGGGCUGGGCCGCGGCCGCCGAGCCCGAGCCGGGGGGCGAGCGCCGGGGGGCCGCUGCCGCCGCUGCCGCCCUUCUCCUCCUCCUCCUCCCGCCGGCGCCAUUUUGUGAGAGUGCCUCGAGCGGGCGCCAUGUUUGUAAGGAAGAAUUAGGGCAGGCAUCUCCGGCCACCAGCACCUCCCUUCCCCCGUGUGUGUGUCCUCUCGUUCUGCCCCGGGCCUGCUCCUCCGAGCCGCCGCCGCCGCCGCCUUCCUCCGCCUCCCGCCCGCGCGGGGCGGCCGGGCUCGGCCGGUGCUGCCCGCACCGAGCGCCCGUUAGUGUCCCACUAAGUAACCGUGAGUGAAACCUUCAUCAUCUCUCCUCACUGAAGGGACCCGACCCUCCUCACCGAGCCGCCCCCAGCGCGGCCGUGCGCGCCGCCGCCGCCGCUCCCAGCCCGGGCAGUGCCCUGCCUGCCUCCUCCUCCUCACACCACUGCACUAUGGCCUUUGAGAGCCUGUUCUCCAAAGCCCCAAACCCAGUCCUUGACCCACACAUGCCCGACUCUGACAGGCAACAUGCAGGGGACGAAAGAGAAGAUGGAGAGCUCGAAGAUGGGGAAAUAGAUGAUGCAGCAUACGAAGAUGUGAAAGAGCAUGGUACUAAAGGUGACGACAAACAGAAAAAUGAAAAAGGACAUAGAAAAUCCCGGAAGAAACGCAAAAAAGAGAAAGAAAAGAAAAAAUCGAAAAGGAGAAGGCGGGAUAAGCAUAAGCAUAACUCCCCUUCCAGCGACGACAGUUCCGACUACAGCCAUGACUCCGACAUGGAGCGCACUGAAAGGCCCCACAAGAAGAGCAGCAGCUCUUCCUACAGAGAUUACGAUUCCUCCUUCAGUCAGCACGGGCAUGUAUCCGGCAAUUACAUGAGUUCCCAGAAAAUGCAACAUAAAAAAAAUGUAAAAAGUAAGGAGUAUGACGACUAUAGCCAUUACAGCGACGAAAACUUCGGGAAUUAUAAUGAGGAAGAAAAGGAUGAAGAUUUUGCUGAUCAGCUUAAACAAUACCGGCAAGCUAAAGAGACCUCCAGUUCGGAUUUGGGACCGCCGUUCCCGAAAGAACCAGUCAAAAAACAGGGCAUGAAAGGGCUCCAGAAAGGUAUUUCUCAAAGAGGCAACAAUUACAACGUUGGCCGAGGGCGUGGAAUGCAGAAGAAAUUGAAGCGUAAAGAUCGUGGAAGGGGCCGAGGGGGCAAUAAGGGGUCUGAUGGCUUUCACGAGGACGGCAAACCGGUGAAGAAAUGGGUGAAUAUGAGCCAGGAGUUCAUCAAUCAGCAUACAGUGGAACACAAAGGCAAACAGAUUUGUAAAUAUUUCCUGGAAGGGAGGUGUAUUAAGGGAGAGCAGUGUAAAUUUGAUCACGAUGCAGAGAUUGAGAAGAAGAAGGAAAUCUGCAAGUUUUACAUACAGGGUUACUGCACCAAAGGAGAGAACUGCAUUUAUUUGCACAAUGAGUUCCCGUGCAAGUUCUACCACACGGGAGCAAAGUGCUACCAAGGAGACAAGUGCAAAUUCUCUCACGCUCCCCUGACUGCAGAAACAAAAGAGCUGCUGGACAAGGUUUUGAAUAACGAGGAGGAACCACAAAAUGAAGACGAGAAGGAACUGGAGGAGCUCAGAAAGCGGGGAAUAGUUCCGCUCCCGAAGCCGCCCCCGGGCGUCGGGCUCCUGCCCACCCCCGCAGAGCAGUAUCCCUUCUCCGAGUCCGACAUGGAAAAUUACCAAGAUCCGUCGGGAGAAUACAAGAAAAUCCCGUCUCUCUUUGAAAUAGUUGUGAAGCCCACCGUGGAUCUGGCACACAAAAUUGGAAAAAAGCCACCGACCUUCUACAACAGCUCCUCGCCGCCCAGACCCCCGUUCCAGGGGAACGACCCCCAUUCUCAGCACAUGUACAAUCCAGGUUCCAGUCCCGGGCCGGGCCCUGGCAUGUCCCAGGGCCACAACGGGCCCCCCAUGCACCCGGGCUCUCCCGGCCACCACCCGUGUCCCCAGGGCAUGCCGCAGAGCCCCCCCAUGCAGGGCGUCCCCCCCGGCUUCCUGGGCCCGCAGGGCCAGGGCGGGAUGCCCAUGCAGGGGCAGCAAGGGGGGCCGCCGCUCACACCGCCGGGGCUCGGCGGCUCCUACAACGCCCCAGGGGUCCAGGGGCACAUGGUGAACAUGCCGAGGGAGAAUCACUGUCCCCCGGGGCCACAGUACCAGCAGAUGCCCGGGGAGCGGCAGCCCAACAUGAACUACGAGCCCAUCCAGAACCCGGCUGAUUUCUACGACAAUUACUACUCUCAUCAAGCCGUGCAUAACUUCCAGCCAGCUAAUAACUCUGGUGAUGGAACGUGGCACGGGGAGUUCACAGACCACCAGGCGCACCUCAUGGGCCAGGAGCCGCACCAGGGCGGGGGCGAGGCGGACUGCAUGGGCAGCCACAUGGGCCACAAGGCCGCCAUGGGCGUCCCCGAUUUCCUGCCCGCCAUGCAGAAAGCGCUGUACGCCAGGCUCAGCCACAAGCACCCCCGCGACGGGGACGCCGGCAGCAGCCAGGGCCAGCGCGCCAUGAGCAAGGACGAAGAUGACAACGUCAACUGGUAUUCCAGCAGCGAAGAGGAAGAGGGCAGCAGCGUUAAAUCGAUACUGAAAACCCUGAAGAAGCAAAGCGAAAACUUCCGGAACCGCCAGCAACAUUCCGCAGAGCAGCACAUGCUGGGCAUUCCCACCGACCCCCGGCUGGCCAAAGACAAGGGCCCCGGGGCGCAGGCUGCCGACCCGCGCCUCCGCGCCUCCCCGCGCCCCAACGCCCGCAAACCCACGGAGCCCGCGGCCCUGGACCCGCGGCUGGCGCGGGACCCGCGCGUGCACAAAGCGGGCGAGGGGGCACACGCCAGCGCGGCCCUGGGGGCGGCCAAGCUGGAGCUGCACCACGCCGGGGCCAAGGCCAAGCAGAAGGGGAUGGAGGACGACGAGGAGGAUUCGGAGCGGGAGCUGCGGGAGCGGGCGUUCCUCAUCCCGCUGGAGCCGCUGCCCGGGGUCACGCUGCGGGAUCCGCGCUCGCAGCUGCGCCAGUUCAGCCACAUCAAGAUGGACGUGACGCUGAUGAAACCCAACUUCGCCAAGCACAUCGUGUGGGCGCCCGAGGAUUUGCUCCCCAUACCGUUGCCUAAGCCCGACCCCGUCUCUUCAAUCAAUUUACCUCUCCCUCCGCUCAUCGCUGACCAGAGACUGAAUAAGCUGCGGAAUUUGAAAAACGAUCCCCACCCAAACGCGAUGCCCGCCGACCCGCGACUGGCCGCCAAGGCAAAAAACAGCUUAGCGGGCCGCGGCGGCUACUUGGAUCCCUCCGCGGAUUCGCACGCCAGUAGCUCCAGCAAAUUAGGAGACCCUCGCUUACAGAAAAACGUGGAUCCCAGGCUCCACAGACUGUCGAGCACAGACACGCAUCACGGAGUCGCAAAGGAUCCGCACCCUCCCAAGUUUGACCCCCGCCUCGCCAGAUCCGCCGGCUCCUCGCAGCCCUCGGAAGCCGCCGCCAAACCCGACCCCGACGCUCUGCCCCCCUACGCGCCCAAAUUGUCCUCCAGUGGGGUCCGGCUGGGGACCCCGGGCUCCAUCCUGAGCGGGAUUAGUUUGUACGAUCCCAGAGAUCACAGCUCGUCCUCGGACGCGGCUCCGGCUACGUCGGGAGAGAACGGGGAGAACCAGAAAAAAAGUAUUUUGAAAAAUUCGGGUAAAAGCGAAGCCGGUCUCUCGGAAGAUCCGUCGCUGCAGAAAACCGCCUCCAACGCCGAGAAAAACCCCGAAGGAUCGGCGGAAGCUCCUGCUCCGGAGAAAGCGGGCGGCGGCGGUAAAUCUCAGGCCAAGCAGUCGAGCGCGGCGCCCGCGGUGCACAACCUGCCGAUCCAGGCGCUGUCGGGGCUGAUCCGGCCGCAGUACAGCGACCCGCGGCAGGUGCGGCCGCCCGGGCAGGCGGCGCAGCCCCCGGAGAGCGAUCCCAACGGGGAGUCGGAUGAUAAGUCCCUAAAAGAUGUUUUCAAGACUUUCGAUCCCACCGCUUCACCGUUUUGUUAGCAGUUGAUUUUAAGUCUUUUUACUGUUGUGAAUAUUGCAGUUUUCUGCUGUUUUGUAACUGGUUUACCUCUUUGCUUUAUUUAUUUUUAAAUUAUAAUUAUCAACACUUUUCAGCUGCUAAUCUCAGAACCACAUGCAGUUCUACAGUAUGCUAUAGUGUUUGCAAAGCUGUGGUAUUUUCUAUAUAAUACUUUUUCCAAUUUCAGGGAGACUAAUAAUUGACAUGUAGAAACACCCCCCUCCACGUAUCGUGUUAGAGCUGAGAAAAGCACUUUCAUUGUAAAUACGUCAUCCCGAAAGUCCGAAGAGCUGUAUAUGUGUGAGCUGUCUCUUUCAUAACCGACAUUUAGAUAUGAUCGCGGCAUUUGUAUGAUUGUAUAGAUACAAGCAAUAUUAUGUACAUUAAUUACUGUGAGAGGCGCUGUGUGACAAGGAUUGUCCGACGCAUCAAGCCAAACCUACGCACGGAUGGAAAACCCGCAGAAAUGAUGUGAAAGGAAAACGUCGAUCCUCCUUUUCUGAUCAGUCGAUGUCCCGCAUUGACAGUUUUUACUCAUGCAGUCAAUAUUCUUAGUGUAAAAGAGACCUAUAUCGCAUAUUGAGGAUUAAAAAUGUCAUAUCUUUUAAAAGUAUUUUAUUCUAUGCUGUAUAUAGAAGAAAUUGUGAAGUACAUAACUAGCAGAAAGUUACUGUUAAAAGUGGAGAAUACCUAAGGUGUCUAAUACAAAAAAGGUUUUUAUUUAAUUUUUUCACGCAUACACAAUUCUGAUUAGUGCUAUAAGUUACAUUGUGGUGUUCAUGUAUUUCAAUGUAUUUUUGUAUUCAGCUGCUUAAUUUGUAUUGCUUUUUUUGUAUUGAUGUAACUGCAGUACUUGUAUUCAUGGUGUCUUUAUGACAUUUUUAACAAAAAAAUUAAAAAGGGUACAGCUAAA
This is a messenger RNA of Columba livia (rock pigeon), 5244 nucleotides long. It is a transcript of the gene ZC3H6, whose product is annotated as zinc finger CCCH-type containing 6. The coding region runs from base 701 to 4312 and encodes 1203 amino acids. The record is from RefSeq and is a predicted model, not a curated record. Gene Ontology annotation, cellular component: nucleus. The transcript is spliced from 12 exons. Gene Ontology annotation, molecular function: metal ion binding; RNA binding. Gene Ontology annotation, biological process: negative regulation of DNA-templated transcription. NCBI's taxonomy places the organism in Eukaryota, Metazoa, Chordata, Aves, Columbiformes, Columbidae.